AUGUCAUCUGGCAAUACAUGCAGCGGUUUCAACCAUGGAAUGCAAAUGGUAGCAAAUUAUGGCAGCAUCAGUGCACAAUUUGGCCCCAAAGACGACCAAGAAUGCCUGAAGCAUUUGCGAGUAACGAACCCAUGCGAUGAUAAAGAUCGGAUUGAAAGCGACAAGGGUGGACUUUUGAAAGACUCAUAUCGCUGGAUCCUCGACCAUGUCGAUUUCAAGCAGUGGCAAGAUGACCCAGAGAGUCGGCUGCUCUGGAUCAAGGGCGAUCCUGGGAAGGGCAAGACAAUGCUCCUGUGCGGAAUUAUUAAUGAACUAAGUGCGUUAACUAUUGGAAACACGACCACGAUAUCUUUCUUCUUCUGCCAGGCGGCUGAACCACGCAUCAAUAGCGCUACGGCGGUUCUACGCGGAUUACUGUAUCUUAUUCUCGAUAAGCAGCCAGCCUUGACCCCACAUAUACGAAAAGAGUACGAUAAAGCUGGAAAAGAUCUCUUUGAGGGUGUCAAUGCGUGGCACGCAUUGUCAAGGAUCUUCACUGACAUCCUGAAAGAUCCGCUCUUACAGAGCACUUAUCUAAUUAUUGAUGGACUCGACGAAUGCACCCACGACCUACCCCUACUUCUCGAUCUUGUAUCCGAAAACUCAUCGGUGAAUCCGAAUGUCAAAUGGAUUGUCUCCAGUCGUAACUGGACGGACAUCGAAGAGUCUCUUGAUAAAGCGGAUCAAAAAGUAAGGCUUUGCCUGGAGUUGAACGAAAACUCCAUCUCCGAGGCCGUGAUCAUCUACAUUCACUAUAAGGUUCAGAUAUUGGCAGAGCUGAAGAACUUCGAUGCGGAACUUCUUGAAGCGGUUCGCUGCCACUUGUUGUCUAACGCACUUGGCACUUUCCUCUGGGUGGCAUUAGUCUGUGAGGAGCUCAAGAAAGGAAAAGCGCGAAACGCCUAUAAACUGCUGAAUGCCUUUCCAGCAGGGCUGGAUCCCCUGUAUGAGCGGAUGAUAGAGCAUAUCCAAGACUCAGAGGAUGCAGAAGAUGCAAAUCUUUGCAGGAGUAUUUUAGCCGUCGUUACGAUUGUGUACCGGCCCAUUACUCUUGAAGAACUACCAGCCUUGGUCGAAAUACCUGAUCAUGUCUCCAAAAAAGACCAACAUUUGACAGAUUUGAUUGUGGACUGUGGUUCUUUUCUAAGCCUCCGUGGCCGUACAGUCUCUCUUAUUCACCAAUCCGCAGCAGACUUUCUGCUUAGAGAUGCAUCAAACAAGAAGUUUUCCGUUUUCCCCCAGGGUGUCAAAGCCAAACAUCAGGAAAUCUUUUUUUCGGUCUUUACAGACCAUAUCCGAGACACUUCGACGCGAUAUCUACAAUAUCAAACAUCCUGGAUUUCCAAUUGA
Molecule: messenger RNA, 1389 nt
Organism: Penicillium manginii
Lineage: Eukaryota; Fungi; Ascomycota; Eurotiomycetes; Eurotiales; Aspergillaceae
Product: WD40 repeat-like protein
Exons: 2
Coding region: 1-1389 (462 amino acids)
Source: RefSeq, a predicted model, not a curated record